CCGUAAGCAAAACCAGAUCAAUUAAAAAAGACCUAAGCACGACGAUGCUCUGUCAUUAGCUUUCUUGCUUCUCACACCAUUCCCUUCUCCGCGAGCUCCCGACUCUCCUCUGCUCCAAGCCGCAACAAUGGCGACCCCCGUGGUUCUAGACCCUACUCCUACUCCGAAGGUUGCCGUGGAGCUACCGGCAACUCGAACCGACACAUCGGUUCAAGACGUAUUUUACGACGGUGAGGACGAUCUGUACUCGCGUCUGAAAUCUCUGCAGAAACAGAUCGAGUUCAUUGAGAUCCAAGAGGAAUACGUCAAGGAUGAGCUCAAGAACCUGAGGCGCGAGCACCUCCGAGCCCAGGAGGAGGUCAAGCGGAUCCAAUCGGUGCCGCUCGUAAUUGGGCAGUUCAUGGAGAUGAUCGACCAGAGCAACGCCAUCGUCGGCUCUACCACUGGAUCUAAUUACUAUGUUCGGAUUCUCAGCACCAUUAAUCGGGAGCUUCUCAAAACCUCCGCUUCCGUUGCUCUUCAUCGCCACUCGAACGCUCUUGUGGAUGUGUUGCCUCCCGAGGCUGACUCUAGCAUCUCUCUGCUAAGCCAAUCAGAAAAGCCUGAUGUUACCUAUAAUGAUAUUGGAGGAUGUGACAUUCAAAAACAAGAAAUACGCGAAGCUGUGGAGUUGCCCUUGACUCACCAUGAUCUGUACAAGCAGAUUGGUAUAGAUCCACCUCGUGGUGUCUUGCUUUAUGGUCCACCAGGUACUGGUAAAACAAUGCUUGCCAAGGCCGUUGCUAAUCAUACAAGUGCAGCGUUCAUAAGGGUUGUUGGCUCAGAAUUUGUGCAGAAGUAUUUGGGUGAGGGUCCACGUAUGGUUCGUGAUGUUUUCCGCCUUGCCAAAGAGAAUGCCCCAGCUAUCAUUUUUAUUGAUGAGGUUGAUGCGAUUGCCACUGCUAGGUUUGAUGCUCAGACUGGAGCUGAUAGAGAAGUUCAGCGUAUCCUGAUGGAGUUAUUGAAUCAGAUGGAUGGUUUUGACCAGACAGUUAAUGUGAAAGUUAUAAUGGCGACUAACCGAGCAGAUACAUUGGACCCUGCCCUUUUGCGUCCUGGAAGGCUUGACCGCAAGAUUGAAUUUCCAUUGCCCGAUAGACGUCAAAAGAGGCUUGUUUUCCAGGUCUGUACUGCAAAAAUGAACUUGAGUGAUGAGGUAGACUUGGAAGACUACGUAUCUCGGCCAGAUAAGAUCAGUGCAGCUGAGAUCACUGCAAUCUGUCAAGAAGCAGGAAUGCAUGCAGUACGCAAGAACCGUUAUGUCAUUCUCCCCAAGGACUUCGAGAAGGGGUACAGGACAAAUGUCAAGAAGCCUGAUACCGACUUUGAUUUCUACAGGUAAAAAACGAUGGGGGUUAGGAAAAUGAUCGAUGAUGUUUCCCCGUGCCUUGAAGAAAACUUAGUUAACAGGGGCAUCCGGGCAUGUUAGCACGCACUUGUUUUUAUCUAAGUAUAGUGCACCUUUGACUCUGGCUGUGUGAGUGUGUGUUCAUAAGCAUCAUUACAUGGAUCUAAAUUUUCAUUUAGGAGUAUUUGUUUUCCAUAUUUUUUGUUUUUCCCUGUUUUUAUUUAACAUCGAAUGUGAUUUUAUGUAACGG
Molecule: messenger RNA, 1637 nt
Organism: Cuscuta campestris
Lineage: Eukaryota; Viridiplantae; Streptophyta; Magnoliopsida; Solanales; Convolvulaceae
Source: the annotation of a GenBank genome assembly